AUGACAGAACCAAAACGACCGAAAGCCCUGCCGCCGCGCUGCCAACACCACACCUCGUCACUUUUCCGAGCCAAGAAUGAGCAUCUGGUACAACCGCACUCAUACAACAUCAACGACGUCGCCAUCACGUUAUCAGAAAGCAUCACCGGACAGACACAAUGGACCGCCCGCGAGAAACCACUCAAAGACACCGUCGCCCGCAUCCUCUCCAAGCAGGGCAAAGAGACGAGCCCGAAAGUCGUGACGGCCAGUACCAUCUUCUCCCUCAUGAAGUCCAUCGACGACCUCUGCUUCCUCGGCCUGCUCUUCCCCACGACACACCUCAACCAUCCCUCCCACCCCGUCCAUCUCGAAGUCGGACAAGCGCGGGGUCGCGUGGGGUGGACCCAGGCGCUACGGACUAGGCCUGGGGGACCACGCGGCGCCGUCAGCACGGGCACUGGCAGCAGCAGCAGCCCGGGCCAGGGUCCGAGCAUCCUCAUCCGUCUGAGCACGGUCCGCCACCACGGAGACGACGUCGACAACGUGAACCACGACGGCGAGAAGAAGAAGACGAAGAACAAGUCGGAGGCGCUGACGCUCCGGGAGGUCGUCCAGGUCGCGAUCCACGAGAUGGUCCACGCCUAUCUGCUGCUGCUCUCGUGCCGGCACAAGCAGUGCGGCGCGGACUUUGAGCUGAUGCACCGCGACGAGGACGGCACCGGUCACGGGCUGGCCUUCGUGGCGCUGCUCAAGGCCGUGCUGGGACAGGUGCAGAGCUGGGCGCCGCAGCUGGGGGAGUUCGGGAUGACGGACGAGGCCAUCGAUCCCUACGAGGACUUCAGCGUCAAGCUGUGGAAGAGGGGCGAGGGGAUCGCGGCCAGGAGGUCUUACUUCGAAAUCGGAGUGGACUUCUGGACGUUGAGUUAUGAUGAGAUCGUCAGGUUUAGUCAGACUUUCUAUGCAUUCGCCAUGGUAUACAUCCUCGCGGUCGCCAGUUUCAAAGCAACCAUGCUAUUCUUCUACCAAAGAGUCUUCGGCGCCUUUAACUCUACAUUCACCGCAGUUUUAUGGGGCACACAAGUGUUCAACCUGCUCGCCUUCAUCGCCUUCUUCUUAGCGACACUGUUCCAAUGCCGACCCAUCAGUUUCGUAUGGUACGGCUGGGACGGUCAUCACGAGGGGGCUUGUCUCGAUGUUCACGCGAUCAUGUUAUCGCACGGCGCUGUGAAUGUCGCCCUAGACUUUUGGAUGCUCGUCUUGCCUGCGACGCAAGUGCUUCGGCUCAACUUGAGAAAGAGGCAGAAGGCUGAGAUUCUAGCCAUGUUUGGCAUCGGGAUUUUGUAA
Messenger RNA from Colletotrichum karsti, 1326 nucleotides. RefSeq lists its product as uncharacterized. Bases 1 to 1326 code for a protein of 441 amino acids. NCBI's taxonomy places the organism in Eukaryota, Fungi, Ascomycota, Sordariomycetes, Glomerellales, Glomerellaceae. The record is from RefSeq and is a predicted model, not a curated record. The transcript has 3 exons.